AUGAAUAAUCAAACUAACUAUUAUUUUAAUUAUCACAAUUAUCCUCAACAACAAUACUUUCAACAAAAUAAAGGUUAUAUAAAGGACCCUCGAUAUUAUUAUAGCCAACAACAAUUACAGCAACAACAACAACAACAACAGAUGGCAAAUAACUAUACACAACCAGAUAUUAGUGGACCACCAGAAAUCUCAGAGUUUGAAAUUCAAACUGAAUCGAUUUUGGGAGAUGGUAGUUUUGGUACUGUCUACAAGGGACGUUGUCGUCAAAAGGAUGUAGCUGUCAAGGUCAUGUUGAAGCAAGUCGACGAAAAGACUCUCAAAGACUUUAGAAAGGAAGUUGCUAUUAUGAGUAAAAUCUUCCAUCCAAAUAUCGUACUUUUCUUAGGUGCCUGUACCUCUUUGCCAGGUAAAUUGAUGAUUUGUACAGAGUUGAUGAAGGGUAAUUUAGAAACAUUGCUUUUAGAUCCAAAUAUUAAAUUGCCAUUGAUCACACGUAUGAAGAUGGCCAAAGAUGCAGCAUUGGGUGUACUUUGGUUGCAUAGUUCAAAUCCAGUUUUCAUUCACAGAGAUUUAAAGACAUCCAAUCUUUUGGUUGAUUCAAACUUAACACUUAAAGUAUGUGACUUUGGUCUGUCACAAAUUAAACAAAGAGGUGAGAAUUUAAAGGAUGGUCAAGACGGUGCUAAAGGUACACCAUUGUGGAUGGCACCAGAAGUAUUGCAAGGUAAACUAUUUAAUGAAAAGGCAGAUGUAUAUAGUUUUGGAUUGGUGCUAUGGCAGAUCUACACCAGACAAGAGUUGUUCCCAGAGUUUGAUAACUUUUAUAAAUUUGUUGCAGCAAUCUGCGAGAAGGUAGUCCGUCCACCCAUCCCCGACGACUGCCCAAGAGCAUUGAAGCAAUUGAUUAUGAAGUGCUGGGACCCAUCGCCAGAGGUGCGUCCAGGCUUCAGUGAGAUCGUCUCCACUCUCGAAGGUAUCAUCAUCGAUCUCUCGAUCCCCGACGAGUAUGGUGCCAUCAUGUGGAAGAAUCAUUUUAAACACGUCGACGAGGCAACCUGGAAGGAUUUCCUCAAUGUAUUUGCAAACUUUGUCGGACUCACCAACGCUUCCACACCAAGCAUGUCCGAUCUCCUACAGUUCUCUCCCAACCUCAACGGUUCUACAAUCGAACUCAACUUUAAGUGUCUGAAAGCAAUCAUUGUAAGUCCGCCAAAGGGUGUCGGUGGUCAAGAGGAAGAGGUUGUCAACAUGGAGCAAUUCGGUAAGGUUUUGGCUUGGUUCGGUAAUCUCAAAGAUGAUGGUUCCCAAAUUUUAGAUAAAAUAAGACAAUUGAUGGAGUGUGCAUGGUUCCAUGGUGAUAUUUCAACUUCAGAGAGUGAAAAUAGAUUACACAAGAAGCCAGAAGGUACAUUUUUGGUGCGUUUCUCAACAAGUGAGCCAGGUGCCUACACCAUCUCAAAGGUUUCAAAGAACGGUGUCAUUUCUCAUCAGAGAAUUCAUAGACCAGGUGGUAAAUUCCAAGUCAACAAUAGUAAAUAUCUCAGUGUUAAAGAUUUGAUUUCAGGUGAAGCUCAAGCUUUGGGUAUCGCCACUCCAUGUCUCGGUUCAAGAUUCCUUUCAUUAAUUUAUAAAUCACAAAUUUCUGGAUACAUUAAUUAA
Molecule: messenger RNA, 1659 nt
Organism: Heterostelium album PN500
Lineage: Eukaryota; Evosea; Eumycetozoa; Acytosteliales; Acytosteliaceae
Gene: shkA
Product: SH2 domain-containing protein
Exons: 5
Coding region: 1-1659 (552 amino acids)
Biological process (GO): protein phosphorylation
Molecular function (GO): protein kinase activity; ATP binding
Source: RefSeq, a predicted model, not a curated record